Molecule: messenger RNA, 1317 nt
Organism: Pelobates cultripes (western spadefoot toad)
Lineage: Eukaryota; Metazoa; Chordata; Amphibia; Anura; Pelobatidae
Source: the annotation of a GenBank genome assembly
CGAACUCCGCCGAUUCAGAUUUCAUUGGCUAAUGUUGUCAAUCGUAAGAUGCUGAUUGUUCAAGUUUAGUGUCAGUCAGGCAACGGCAAACACUCCCACCUCUUUCUUCCUCCUUUCAUUUCACCUUUUAAUGCUACAGACUCCAGUAACUUUAAACCGGCAGUAAUAUUAUUGAAUUUGACGGGCCAGGACCGCAGUGCAUAGUUGUGUGCAUUGUAAAAACGAUGUGGCGAUUGAUGUAGCCUGAAAGAAAACUUUGGAUUCUAUGAAGCUUUUGAAGACGAAUUGAAAAUAAUCGAUCAAACAAGAAUCUGCUGAUAUUCCAUUUUGGAAGGAAGCUGUCAGGUUAUAUAAUAAAGGCAGCUGCAGUAGUGACAGGAACAGGCUGAAAAAGCUAUUUUUUUUUUAUCACAUCUCUUGGUUUAGUAAUAGUUUACUAUACAUAUUUGUGAUUUUAUUAAAUAGAUGCAGAUUUGCAUUUUGCUUUAUGCAUCUUAUGUGCUAACAUUUUCAGAAGAAUGGGGUGGGGAAUGGUGGUUUAACUUUAUUGCGUUAAUAAUAAUGGUUAGAAGGGUUUAUUGAGAAAAGCCACUGAAAAGAGAUACUAUCAGAAUAUCCAGACGGCUCAUAAAAUCAUUUAGAACGUGAUGCAAUCGCGAUUUUAUUUGUAAAAAAUUGAAUCACAGAGCUAUACAAAAAACGAGUUAAAUGUUUUCGUAGAAAUUUGUAUAAGAAUGUGGUAACUGGCAACUUUUGCUAUUCUAAGUCUACUAUAUAUUCAAUAUAGCAAUUUUAUGAAGCUGUUGAACAACAACUGCUAGGAGCAGUACUGACACUAAGGAAACAUAACAGGGUAUUUAUCUUAUAGAAGAUAUAGAAAAACUUGAAGUGUUGCCCUUAAGGUAAACUCUGUGUUUUAAGUAUGUCCUGUAAAGGGGUGAUGUGCUGACAUUGUUGCUGCUGCAGAGUUGUUAGUGUGCACAAACUAUGGAUACCAGUGCAGAGGAGAUUUUUGGGGAUGAAUUGGGUAGCACCAGUACCCUUGCGGUCUGUGAUGAAAUGGUCACAGCAAUGGCUGAAAGUAUCUAUUCAGAAUUGGAAAAACUGAUAGACUCCUAUGGGCACAGCGCUGUUACAGGCCUGAUGCCUUUAUUGGUAUCCGUACUAGAAAGCCUAGAGACCACAUGUGCUCAAGCAAAAGAGAGUGAAGAACAACUGGAGCUGGUACAUGAAGAUAAACAAAGACUUUUCAUCCAGUAUGAAAGGGAGCGUGAUGCUCGGAAACGUGCAGAGGAGGUAUUAAAAUGUCUAAUGUAG